UUUUUAUUCUUCUCUUUCAUGAACACCGGCUCUUUGUUUUCUCCCCGUAUUCGUAAACAAAACCAACCGGCAAAAAUAUACAAAAACACAGAAAAUAUUUAAUAAUUUUUCAAAUAUUUUCGGUAUUUGAUAAAAAAUGUCUUCUUUAAAAUGUCCAGAUGAAGUUAUUCAUUUUCCCAAUCAUAUGAGCAUUGAAAUUUCAUAUGCCAAUGCAUUAUCGUAUUCCAAGUGCAAAAGCUAUGAUGCAAAACUUAUGAGCCAAGGCUUUGUUUGGCAUCAAAUCGUUGUCCAGCACAAUUCCAGAUCGUUGAGCAUGGAGGAUAAAAAUGAACUGUUAAAAGCCUUAUAUGAAGCAGUUGAGGGUGAAGAAUUUUACCCAGUGGUUUACAGACGUUGCCAAUAUGAAGAUCGUUUCCUGGUGCGUCAAUGUCAACCGGCAUUGGAUAAGCUUUUCGAAAAAAACCUACGACUUUUAAUGCCAAAUGGAGACACGGUGCAACUACAAGUACAGCUCAAUGUUGCCGAAUUUAAAUAUGGACAAAUAUCACCCAUCAAUCAAAUCACAAAGACUUUAAACAAACUGUACGAUCACAUGGAUAGUUUGGAUGGGGAAAAGGGAAUAUUGGAUUUAACUCGUUUCGGACAGAAUAGUGAACUAUUCGAUGUCAUUGUGAAUUUGGGCAAUAGAAGUGUGCUGGAACGCAUUUUCGAUUUGAUAUAUCGCAACGAUGAACGUUUUCGUAAUGUGACGGGUAUAAUAUUACGUGACAAUGGCAUUACAACAAUGUCUCCGGUUAAAUUAUUUGCUGGUAUUGAAUUUAGCGUUUUGGACUUAAGAGAUAAUCUGAUUGAGUCAUAUAUUCGUCUAAAUCGUGAUUUGGAAAAGAUAAAAGCCAAUGAAAUAAAGUUAAUGGGAAAUCCAUUGACCCAAUCGCCAAAUUACCCAGAAUGUUUAAGGCCAAUUUUGAAGAAUUUUAAAAUUCUUGAUGGUAUUCCCACGGAAAAUCUCUCAAAAGAUUACAGACCCAUCAAUACAAAUGUGGAUGGCCAGGCAGAAGGUUAUCGCAUUGAUUGGUCCAACAAAUCGGAUGUAAACCAAUUUGAAAAUAGUUCUGAUUGGCAUGCAAUAAUGAUACCCGAUCCCGAACAAACCUACACCAAAGAAGAAAUAUUGGAUUAUUUCUUUUUAACCAUCUCAACUGAGUUAAGUGAUAUAUAUCCAUGCUAUUAUAAGUACACAGCAGGCGAGCAUCAGUUUCUGGUACGUCAGUGCUUCGAUCAAAUCAAAUAUUUGGUAGAAAACUGUAAUCUUGAAAUAAAAAUACCACGUUUUGUGGCGCCACCACCUCCAACCGAAUCCACUACAGAUUACUCGCCGCAAUUGGUUAUGGACACAACGAUUGUCUAUUAUGUACGCAUGAAUAUAAGUCCAUUCCGUAAGGGGCAAAUCGAACCAAUGGAGUGCAUCGAAAAGGCUCUUAAUCGUUGUUUUAGUGCCAUGGAUAAAAUGUUAAAUUUGAAUAAUUUUCAAAACACAGAAGGUUUGGAAAAUAUCGUGAUAAAUUUAAGCUCCACAAAGAUUUUAUCGCGCGUAUUGAUGCAAGCAUCGCGGAAAUUCCUAUCCGCAUGCCAUGAAAUACGUUUGGCCCACAACAAAAUCGUCAACAUGAAUUUUCCUAAAAUUCUUGCACUGAUGGGUAAUUUAAAGGCCCUGGAUUUGGGCAAUAAUUGGAUACAUUCUUUGGAUGAUGUCAAGGGACUUGCUGUAUUGGGAAUAACGUCAUUGCGUUUGGAUGGAAAUCCCUUGUGUAACGAAUAUUCUUUCGCUGGUGAAUAUAUAAAGGCUGUUAAGAAACAUUUUACUGAUCUGACAAAGUUGGAUGGCAUUGGCAUAACUGGCAAAGACAAUUUAACAUCUCCGAAAAAUUUCUUAUGUGAUGUGGCUGGCUAUGAUUUUGUUGAAGAAUUCGUAACACGUUACUUUAGCACAUUUGAAAGUGACAGAGCUGGACUCCAAGAUUUAUAUCAUAGAAAGGCAAUAUUAUCAUUAUCGUGUAAUUUUAAUUUACCAAAAGCUACUCCCCAAACUGUGAAACGGAUUUCCCAGUAUACUCAAUUUUCUCGAAAUCUCUCAGUCCGUGUCGAGACGGAUCAAAUAUGUUCCUCGACUUAUGUGGGCCCCAAAGAAAUAAUCCGAGUAUUUAUGAAUCUACCUCUCGUUACCUACGAUAUGCUGAGUUUUUGUACGGACUGUACGGUGUUUGAGGAAAAAAGGGUUGUAAUAACAAUCAGCGGGGUAUUUUUGGAUCAGGCCCCUAGCAUUGUGGAAACAGAUAUUUUAAUGGCGUUUUCAAGGACAUUUGUUUUAAAGCCGACAAAACGCAAAACAGGAUCUCUUAAAUGUGCCACCUUAUACAAGAUUAUCAAUGAUAUAUAUAGUAUAACAAAUCCAACACCAAAUCAAACGAAAAUCGCGUUUAAAUAUUUUAAAAAUAUUCAAUCGGCAAAAAAAGAUGAGAUAACCGUUGCCGAUAAAGAAGCCCUUUUGGUAAUGUUUCAAGAGGCCACUGCUCUUAAGUCCAUAUGGUGUACAAGAUGUUUGGAAGAAGCUAAUUGGAACUUUACCCAAGCCUUGGAGGUAUUUGUUAAAUUAUGUGAAAAGAAAGAAGUACCAGAUGCUGCAUUUAAGUAAAUUUACGGUUACAAAACCAAAAUAAUGCCGAUAGAGUUGUUAAAAACAAUAAAAUUUGUUAUAAAACGCCGAAGUAAUUUUCAGAUAUUUUCUACAUUUUACAAUAAAAUAACAUCUUUCUAAAACAAGGAGAAA
This is a messenger RNA of Musca domestica (house fly), 2827 nucleotides long. RefSeq names its product nuclear RNA export factor 2 (gene nxf2). Gene Ontology annotation, cellular component: nucleus. Gene Ontology annotation, molecular function: RNA binding; protein binding. The record is from RefSeq and is a predicted model, not a curated record. The coding region runs from base 137 to 2692 and encodes 851 amino acids. The transcript has 13 exons. Lineage: Eukaryota; Metazoa; Arthropoda; Insecta; Diptera; Muscidae. Gene Ontology annotation, biological process: poly(A)+ mRNA export from nucleus.